Molecule: messenger RNA, 1388 nt
Organism: Pelagomonas calceolata
Lineage: Eukaryota; Pelagophyceae; Pelagomonadales; Pelagomonadaceae
Source: the annotation of a GenBank genome assembly
GCAAAGCUGAGGCUGCUGCAGCUGCCAUAGAGCUAAUCGUGCGUGCUGCGCUUGCACUUCGCAGUAACAAGGUAUUUUUGCAAGCAUUUAUCGACCGAGUUGCAGCCGCAGCGAGUGCAACCGCAGAUGCUCAUGAAACUCCGGAGCUGGCUGCUCAGUGCUUGGACCUCCGUCGUCGGCGCCUUCGUGUCCCCGCGCACGAAUAAGGUACCAAAGCCGGCGCUCGCGGCGGAGCCCGCCGGCACGCGUACAGCUGCGGCACCGCAAACAGCGCUCGCGGCGGAGACCGCCGGCACGCGCACUGCGGCACCCCAAGAAGAGCUCCCGGGCGACGGCUGGGCGACGACGCGGACCGGCGCCGCCGGGCCCGACUUGGACGGCGAGGCGGCCUUCGCGGACUGGCUCGACAAGGCAUUACGCGGGGCGCCGAACCAGGCCGCCUACGGCCAAACCUACUUGGAUAGCGCCGCGGCCGUCGUGCGGUGGCGGCGGCGCUACCGGGGCAACCCGAAGCUCUGGAAUAGAUUAAUGAAGGACAAGGUCGUCAAGGAGUUGAUCGAGUGCGCGCCGGUCGUGGCGGCCUGUAGGGACUACGUGGACGCUCACACAACACCGGUCACGGUCGUGGACCUGUGCUCGGGCAAGGGCUACCUCGCGAUGCUGCUGAGUGAGCUGUUGCCGAAGGACAAGGUGUCGAGGAUCGUGCUCGUGGACAAGGCCUGGCCGCUGAACGGCCAGGACGAGCCCCUGCCGCACCAGAUCAACUGGGAUCAUAUCUACGACUACUACGAGGACUGGCCCAUUACAUUAACGACCUCGAAGCAGGAUCUAAAAUGCAAGUCCUCCGUGCGCGGCAUGAAGCGCCGUAUUUUGGACGAGGCGCCCGGGGACAUCGUGGUCCUCGCGGUGCACCUCUGCGGGACGCUGUCGCUCAAGGCGUUGGAUUUGUUCAACUCGCACGAGAAGUGCUCUUUCUUAGUCCUGAAGCCCUGCUGCCUGCCGGGGCUGGUCCACUCGAAGCGCGACGAGGUGUUUGUCGUCGGCGACCAUUCUUUCGAUUCGAAGGAGGUCUGCUCGAACGGGCGCUUCAAGGGUAACGUCUGGAAGGGCCCACCGCGCCAUUUGAUCCGCGGGAAGUUCGAAAGGUGGGCGCGGAACCUCGAGCGGGGGGCGAAGCUGCGCGGCGACGGCGUCAGAAGACUGGAGAACAUCACGGUGGAGACCUGCGUGGAAAUCAACCAAUGCGUCGCGUCGUGAAGUUUUGAUUUCCACACAGGUGCAGACCGAGGGGGGUUUCCAGAACGCGUUCAUCUUCGCCGAGCACGACGUGCCGACGGCGCCGCUCUGGGACGGCCUCGCGCGGCGCGGACGGAUGCCAGCAUAGUAAA